Molecule: messenger RNA, 2085 nt
Organism: Aureobasidium uvarum
Lineage: Eukaryota; Fungi; Ascomycota; Dothideomycetes; Dothideales; Saccotheciaceae
Source: the annotation of a GenBank genome assembly
AUGUCGGAUCUGACAAACUUCACUUCUGUCUUCUCGUCCAGUGUUAACAAUACCCGCGUCGCGAAACGAAACCGCCGCCCUCUGUCUUGCUCGACGUGUCGCGACAGAAAGUUGAAAUGUGAUCGCCAACGACCAUGCAGUUCCUGUAUCAAGAGAGGAGAGUCUUCGACUUGCGAGUACACCUCGGUGGCCGUCAAGCAAAAGCCGAAACCUCGCUCAGUCAAUAGCGAUGCUGCUGCAAGUCGUUUACAGAGACUCGAGGAUAUGGUCAACGGUUUGAUGCAUACUGCACCAAUGAGCAAUUUUGUUGUUACGCCUCCGAGUUCUUCCAUCUCUCCUCAGAUAGACACUCCUGCGUAUUCCGAAGUCUCUGCCGGUGGCCAUCUGAGCCAACAGGGAACUCAGGUCAACUAUAUUGGAGGAACUCACUGGGCUUCCAUUCUAGAAAGCAUCCAUGAGAUUCGCUCAGUCAUGGAUUCGGAUUUGAAUGACGACCCAUCUGAACCAGCACAACCAACACCAUCAUCACUCAAAGCAGAUCCCUUGUUUGGCCAAGAAGAGCUCCUGACCAUCGACCAAGUCCGUGCAGCACUUCCCGAGCGCCACAGAGUCGACAGUCUUGUUGCAUCUUACUUCAAAGAGUCUUUCUUGACUUUGACUUUUAUACACAGUGCCAGGUUUCGGAGAGAAUAUGAAGCUUUCUGGAAGGACCCCACGUCAACGACCUUCUGUUGGUUGAGUAUUCUAUUCUCCAUCAUGUUCAUGGCAGGAAAACUUGCUAUUGCAAGGGGUCAAACUGCGCCUUUCGAACCGUGCAACACGAAGACCGCCGGCUCGUUAAGGAUGGCUGCAAGGUGCCUCGUCGCCGGGCAAUAUCUCAAAGCUCAGCCAUAUUCUGUCGAAGCUUUGCUAUGCCAUUUCCAUUGCGUCUAUGCCCUCCACGCGGAUCCGGAAAUCAAACCAUGGCCCAUCCUCACUAUGGCCACAAGACUUGCACAAAAGAUGGGCUAUCACCGUGAUCCCACACAUUUGUCAGCAAGGCUAUCCCCGUUCGAAAGCGAGAUGCGUCGCCGCGCGUGGCACUACAUUGAGAUAUUCGAUAUCAGCAUGUCAGCUCAUCAAGGUAUACCUGCGAUGAUCAACGUCGACGAAUGCGACUGCCGAUUUCCUGCCAACCUGUUGGACGAAGAUUUAGACGAGAACACUACUGUCCUGCCACCACCGCGCUCUGAUACGACUCACAUCCCUAUGCUGUUCUUCAUCUCCAAAGCCGAAGCUGUACGUCUUAUCCGUCCGGUUAUUCGACAUGCGUUGUCAAAUCGAAGACAUGACGUCGAGGAGACCAACAUUCUCCACGAGAGUCUUGAAAGAAGCCAUCAAAACGUUCCACCAUCCUUACGUAUCCGUACCAUCGCGGAGACUAGUUUCGUGGAUCAGGACUACCUGAUCAUGCAGCGUUUCAUGCUCGAGCUCCAGUACCUCAAGGCGUUCUGUAUCCUACACAGACCAUACUUGAGUUGCAAAAAGGAUGAUCCUGCGUUCGAAAGAUCGAGAGCGAUCUGUGUGAGAUCUGCACUCCGACAGCUCGACCUACAAAACGACUACUUUGAAGCUCUGCAGCCACAGGGACGUCUGUACCAGAGCAAGUGGAUGUUCACCAACAUCACCCUUCACGAACAGUUCGCGGCAGCCAUGAUAGUUUGUUUGGAUCUGAACGAAUCAAGAUCUCAAAGUCGCGAGGUGAGGUUACGCAAAAUCGAAGCGUUACAGAAGGCCCGACAUGUCUGGUCCAGCAAGAAGCCUGCAUACCGUGACGCGGUUCGCGCGAGUCGUGUUCUGGGUUGUAUGCUCGCAAGAUUAGAUGGCGAACAUCCAUCAAUUUUGGUGUCUGAAAGUCACAACCCACAAGAAGAUGACCGAAACUCAACUAUUACGAUACAGGAAAAUCUUGUCCCGCAACAAGAUGUGACAGCACUUCAAGAUGCUACUUACGACAUGAUGGACAUCACAUCCCUAGAGAGCAUAUUCGAUAAUCCUGAUCUGCUGAAUUGGGUGAGUAUCACAUAUGAUGUAUCAAUACAAUAA